AUGGUGCACGACGUUGAGCUGGAAGUCGUCAGCUUCAGACGAUCACCAGUCUACCAGAACUUUCCUCUUCAUUUAGAAACGACAAAAUCAUUAUUAAUUGAAUCGAAUAUUAUUCCUCAAAAUGAACUGGUGGAGGAAAAGCUUUUAGUGAAAGUUGGAAAUCGAAAACCUGUGAAGAGAACGAAAGUUGAACCAGAACCUCGUGUGGUUAAAAUUCCUCCUCUGAUUCCACAACCUAAAACUGUAGUCGAAGAAGUAAAACAAGCAGAAACUCAUGACAUAUACGGAGAUGUGAACAAACGUAGUCCGAAUGAAUUUGAAGAGUUGAGCUUGAUUCGGGUUGUAACAAUCUAUAUUGCGUGGCUGAUACUUAUAGCCUCAGCAUAUUUAAGACAUUUUCUGGUUGUAUUAGGAAUUGAAAAAGAUAAGGGAACGAAGGAACUGGAAAAGCAAAAGGAUUUCGUUCCGUUGUAUUCUGAUUUCGAUGCGCUCUAUAUAAGACGAAUGUACAUAAGAAUCAAAGAUGUCUUUGAAAGGCCUAUUGCCACGGUGCCCGGUUCCACAGUUGAACUGCUUGAUCGAGUCACAACUGACAGCAAUUGGACUUUCUCAUUCCCGGGAACAAAGACAAAAGUUGUAAAUGUUAGUUCUUAUAAUUAUCUCGGAUUCGCUCAAGCAUCUGGUCCUUGUGCUGAUUCUUCUGUUAAGGCCAUUGAAGAGAAUGGACUUUCUCAAUGCUCGUCAAUCAAAGAGUUUGGUAUUCCAAAGCAUCAGAGAAAACUUGAAAAGCUCGUUGCUGAAUUCCUAGGGUUAGACGAUGCUAUCUGCUGUAGUAUGGGUUUUGCCACAAACUCAAUGAAUAUUGCCGCUUUGGCUGAUAAGAACACUUUAAUCAUAUCGGAUGAGCGAAACCAUACAUCCCUCAUUCUUGGUUGCCGAUUAUCGGGCGCUGUCAUCAAAGUUUUCCGUCAUAAUGACACUGAACAUCUGGAGGAACUCUUGAUCGCUGCUAUACGUGAAGGAAAUCCACGCACCAAAACAAAAUACAGCAAAGUUCUCAUUGUAAUAGAAGGAAUCUAUUCUAUGGAAGGAUCUAUCUGCCCUUUGCCAAAGAUUAUUGAGCUGAAAAAGAAAUACAAAGCAUAUUUAUACUUAGAUGAAGCUCAUUCUAUUGGUGCUAUGGGUAAAACAGGUAGAGGUGUAGUCGAGUAUUGGAACUGUAACACUAAAGAUGUGGAUGUUAUGAUGGGAACUUUCACUAAGAGCUUCGGAUCAGCUGGAGGUUAUAUCGCUGGCUCAAAAGACAUCAUAGAGUACUUACGCAAGAAAUCGCAUACUUGCUACUACAGUGCUUCAAUGUCUCCUCCAGUUGCUCAACAGGUACUCACAUCAAUGUCCAUCAUCAUGGGCAAAGAUGGAACAACAGAUGGUGCCAAACGAAUUGAGAGAUUAGCUAGAAACUCAAGGUACUUCCGCAUGAAGCUUAAACAGGCCGGUUUGGUUAUCUAUGGAAGUGACGAUAGUCCAGUUGUACCUGUAAUGACCUAUUAUCCAGCAAAAUGCGGAUAUUUCGGACGAGGUAUGUUGGAACGUGGAGUCGGUGUUGUAGUCGUGUCCUACCCGGCUACUGAAAUGACUGAAGCUCGUAUCAGAUUCUGUAUUUCCGCAGCACACACGAAAGAUCAGUUAGAUAAAGUAUUAUAUGAAUUAUUGGAACUAUGUGAGAAUUCGGGAACUUGUUAUUCCAAUAGGAAACAUCUCUAUGAGAAUAUGAAAAUAGAAUGGUGA
Molecule: messenger RNA, 1788 nt
Organism: Auanema sp. JU1783
Lineage: Eukaryota; Metazoa; Nematoda; Chromadorea; Rhabditida; Rhabditidae
Source: the annotation of a GenBank genome assembly